This is a messenger RNA of Fonsecaea pedrosoi CBS 271.37, 303 nucleotides long. RefSeq lists its product as uncharacterized. NCBI's taxonomy places the organism in Eukaryota, Fungi, Ascomycota, Eurotiomycetes, Chaetothyriales, Herpotrichiellaceae. The transcript has a single exon. The record is from RefSeq and is a predicted model, not a curated record. Bases 1 to 303 code for a protein of 100 amino acids.
AUGGAUACCCCCCUUCCCAAGGGCUCCCAGCGGCAGAUCCUGACCCCCGUCACUGCCACUGGUCAACCAUCCCAACCACCCGACACUGACACCGCCAUUAUCACCGCUGUCUGUGCCAUGGUGGAACCGCAGGAGAAGCAGUCUUCACCUGUCACUUCUGGCAGGACCGACGAUCAGCAGAACUCAUUGCCAUACGAUACACUGAGCCAGAGGCCCGAUCAGCAAGGGAUUGACCAUGACCACCCGCAGACACAUCAGAGUUCCCCCAGACCCGCCGCUGCCGAUGGUCGAAAAGACUUCUAG